UCCCCAUUCAUUUGUACACACCGGUAUUAUCUGACGUACGCGAGUUCCACGUCGCUAAACCAACCGAGUACACACACCCUCACCGCGCCGUAACUGCUCGGUAGCAGGAGUGAGCUAAGCUAGAGGACUGUCUACGGUUUUUCUCAUUCAUAGACCGUUAGACGAUUGGAUUAGCGUUUCGCCAAGAUGGCUUCUUUUCAGCGGCAGAGUUCCGCUAUUUCAAACGCUUCAAGCUCAUCUUUUAUGGACAAUUCUGUCCUGUUAUCAAUAUCAACACUCAGGCAACUUAUCAUCAACAAUAUUGAAUAUUUUCAGAAGCUUCGAAGCAGUACAGGAGAGAAAUUUUACACUUUGUUUUGCGUGAUUGAGCAAGAAGCGGAUGCUAUGCGACCGACCGUGGAAGCGCUUGAACGAAUAUCUCACAACUUCGAUUUUGACCCCAAAGUACCGGGCAAUGGAUACCGAAGUCUAGUGCAAGUUGUAGAUGCAUGUGUUGAUAGACUCAUCAAGGUUGUCAGAAGUAUAUCACAAACUCGUGAAAGUUAUUUGUUUCGAAGUGGCUUUCACCUGAAGGAGUUGGAGUCGUACGGGGCGGUACUGGGCCAGCUACGGGUGAUCCUCGGGUACGCUCAGAAGCUGGUCGCCUACUCGGAGCCGGGCAAUUUAUUCCCAAACAAUGAUGAACAGUUUCCCGAAAAUGUAAUGCUAGAGGUUCAGGCUUUGGAUCGAGAAUGUUUUUAUGGCAGAUGUCUUGGCUUCCAGUUUUGUGAAUCGCUAUGGCAACCCUUGCAGACUGUAGCGGUAGCUUUAGCGUCGUAUGCAGAGGGGUAUCAGAAAUAUGAGGGUCCCUUCUCAAGAGUAGCAUCAUCGUUCUUCCACAGAUUCAGGCCAAGACAAUCAAAAAGCGGCAGGUACCUGACGAAUCCCGAAGCGAGAGGCAAGCAGAUCUUAGACAUCACCAAUAAGUCGGACAUCAGGUUCUGCAAAGCAUUCUGGUCCAUCACCGAAGGAGAUGUCAUUGCUGAGAUGUGCAACCUGAUGGCUGGGUCGGUAGCGGUCAAUAAGUUAAUCCAGAUUCAGCCUCAUAACUUUGAGAUGGAACGAAGCGACGGUGAAGGUGAGACAGCUACCAUCACACCCCCCUGCGCUCAUACAGGACCAGCUCCGGUUCAGAUCAGAUUACUAUGCUUCGUAGAGAGAGAAGGGCAGGGAUGGUUGAAUGAAGCUGAAGAGAUAGCAUUCCAGCAGAUGGGCAAGAGCUCCAAGAAAGCCAAACAGAAGAUAGAGAAACCUCCCAGCCCCAUGUCCAAAGGUCUUCUUAUUCACAUACAUGGAGGAGGCUUCGUAGCACACACAUCAAAGUCACACGAGAUCUAUCUGAGAUCGUGGGCCAAGGACUUGGGUGUACCUAUCGUCUCUAUAGACUACUCUCUGGCUCCUGAACAACCCUUCCCUAGAGCCUUUGAAGAAUGCUUCUUUGCCUACGCCUGGGCCGUCAAGAAUGCACCUUAUCUUGGAUCGACAGGAGAGCACAUCUGCCUGGCAGGAGACAGUUCUGGUGGUAACCUCUGCACAGCUGUAGCUAUGAGGGCAGCAUCCUACGGUAUCCAGGUACCCGAUGGGAUCGUCACCAUGUAUACACCCUUCGCGGUUCAUCACUCCGCAUCCCCAUCCAGACUACUGUGCCUUCUAGAUCCUCUCUUGCCGUUUGGGGUUCUGAUGCGAUGCCUCUCGGCUUACGUUGAUCUCAAGGAAGAGUUCAUGACGGAGGAGAAGGUGACGUCCAUGGUGGACAACGCCAACGAUCGUAUCCUGGGAUCCCCGAAGAGGUCUUCCAUGAAGUCAGGUGAAGGUUCACCGGUCGUUGGAGAGAAAGAAGAGAAGAUUGAAGAGGAGGAGAACGGUAACAGUACUAAAGUGACCACACCCACGACAACGAAGGAGGGGGUCAACGGUGACAUCAUCGUGCCACCACCAUCGGACAGCGUCUCUUCGUUCAUGGAGGAGGUACCUCCAACAGACAUUGAGAAGUUAGAGCAAGUCAGUGAUGCCAUUGACAAUGCAACGAUAGGUCAAGGUGACGGUCAAACAGACACCAACGGUGAGCAGUCCAGUCCUGAAGCCAUCGCCAUCUUUGACCCUUCUCAUCCUCCCAAUACAGCUGAUCAUCCAAACAGUCUUCCUGCAGACAUAGAUGCCAUCUCGUUGGACUCCAAACCUGAAGCGGAUCGUGAGGAGGAGGACGAGGAGGACUCCGUGCCUCUAUCACCAAAGAGCAGAGAAGAUCUCCACCUUGAUCUCAAAGAGGAAGGAUUAGCAGGAGAUGAAGAAGUCCAGACACCCACGUCCUUUGUGAAUUCCCCCAUCAGGGUGUUUAAGGACGCCCCUAUCAUGAGGAAUCCUUACGUGUCGCCUCUCUUCUCCGAUGAAGAACUUCUCAAGGGCCUUCCUCCCGUCCACAUUAUCGGUUGUGCUUUAGAUCCGCUGCUAGAUGAUUCUAUCAGCUUUGCUAAGAAGCUUCGUGGUAUGGGCAAGCCUGUGUUCUUAGAGAUCGUCAAUCAGCUUCCUCAUGGCUUUCUCAACUUCUCAACGGUCGGUAAGGAGUGCAAGGAGGCUUCCAUGGUGUGUGUGAGGCAUAUCAUGCAUGUACUCUACGGUUUCCAGGACAACGAUUUUGAGAAUUUAGGCGACUGAUUUAAAAUAGCUAGUGGAGCUACAAAUCCAGAGAAAAUGUCAAAAAGUCAUUCUAAAUUGUUUAUCAUGAUGUGUUAGCGUGUGUUGUUUUGAUUAGAUGAAUGUAAACAAAAGUGUAAAAACCUCACUGACAAUUGUCAUACGGUGGAUUCACUAACACAGAUAUGCCUGAAUGGGACUAUGUAUUCUAUUGCCGGCCACAAGUAGACUGAUUUAUCAAUCUUACUUUGCUUAUCACUGAGCUACUGUAGGAAACAUAUUAUUAUUAUAUAUAUUUUUUUCAUGGGGGGGGGGG
Molecule: messenger RNA, 2989 nt
Organism: Strongylocentrotus purpuratus (purple sea urchin)
Lineage: Eukaryota; Metazoa; Echinodermata; Echinoidea; Camarodonta; Strongylocentrotidae
Product: hormone-sensitive lipase
Exons: 9
Coding region: 187-2694 (835 amino acids)
Biological process (GO): triglyceride catabolic process; cholesterol metabolic process
Cellular component (GO): cytosol
Molecular function (GO): sterol ester esterase activity; triacylglycerol lipase activity
Source: RefSeq, a predicted model, not a curated record